UCCCCCGCAGCCAUGUCGUCGCAGUCGGCGCGCAGACGCCCGGCGGUCGGGGCCGAGGGGGGAGCCCCCGCGGGAGCCCCCGCGCGCGGCGAUGCGGAGCGGGGCAUGGCGGCGCCGGGUCUGUCGCUGUGCAUCAAGCUGUUGGCAGCGGCCUUCUACGGCCUCAGCUCCUUCCUCAUCGUCGUGGUCAACAAGAGCGUGCUCACCACCUACGGGUUCCCGUCGUCGCUGUGCGUGGGGCUGGGCCAGAUGUUGGCCACGGUUGCGGUGCUCCGUGCGGGGAAGGCGCUGCGGCUGCUCAAGUUCCCCGACCUGGACCGGCACGUCCCGCGCCGGACCUUCCCUCUACCUCUCCUGUACUUCGGGAACCAGAUCACGGGGCUCUUCAGCACCAAGAAGCUGAACCUGCCCAUGUUCACCGUGCUGCGGAGGUCCAUCCUCUUCACCAUGUUUGCCGAAGGAGUUCUGCUCAAGAAGAAGUUCUCCUGGGGUGUGCAGAUGACGGUGUUUGCGAUGAUCAUCGGCGCCUUCGUGGCCGCCAGCGCUGACUUGGCGUUCGACCUGGAAGGAUAUAUUUUUAUCCUCAUUAACGAUGCCUUAACAGCUGCAAACGGUGCCUACGUGAAGCAGAAGCUGGAUUCCAAGGAGCUGGGGAAAUACGGCCUGCUCUACUACAAUGCACUGUUCAUGAUCCUUCCCACCCUGACCAUUGCCUACUUCACUGGAGAUGCGCAGAAGGCAAUGGAGUACCAGGGCUGGGCAGACAUGCUGUUCAUCGUGCAGUUCACGCUAUCCUGCGUGAUGGGGUUUAUUUUGAUGUACUCCACAGUUCUUUGCACUCAGUAUAACUCUGCUCUUACAACUACAAUAGUUGGCUGCAUUAAGAAUAUUUUAAUAACCUAUAUUGGGAUGUUUUUUGGAGGAGACUAUAUUUUUACAUGGAUGAACUUCAUUGGUCUAAAUAUCAGUAUUGCAGGAAGCCUGGUGUAUUCCUACAUCACCUUCACGGAGGAGCAGCUCAGCAAGCAGGCCGAGGCGGGCAGCAAGAUGGAUAUUAAGGGCAAAAGCUCCGUGUGAUGGCGGAUCUGAGCUGCUGAACGCACUCUGUGCUGAGCCCAGCGCUGGCAGGACGCAGCGAGGAGUUGGGGUGUGUCUGCUGCAGAGUAAUGGUGAUGCUCUUUGAUUUGCACAAUCCAGAUUGCUGCCUUCAAAAAAUUACGGGAAAGGUGAAUGCAUAUGUAAGCAUUAAUCUGAUUAAGUCUGAUUGACUGUGAGGGAUUCCUGGCUGCUAAAUGACACCAAGGUUUGGCUCGCUCCAGUGGUGCAAGGGACUGAACUGCACAGGACUCCUCGGCACCUGGAAGUUACCAGGCUGUCCCGGUGGGGCAGAGGUUGGUGGCCUGCAGUGCUGGCUGUCACCAUGUGCUGCUGCAGAACAGAGCAGGGUUUCAUGCACUGAGCAGCAGGGACUGACUUCACAAGCUUGUCUUACACAGCACUUCCUUCCUGGUCUCUCCUUCGAGCGUCUUUUUGUUUUUUAAACAUAAAUUCUUUAUAAUUCCAGAAGAAUUCAGGAGAACCAGGUGAGGUUUUUGUACACUUUGCUUUGUUUCUAGACAACCAGCAUUGGAGCAGCUGUGUGCUUCACAGGGCAUCCUCCUCCCUGGGGUGAUGCUGUGUGGCUGCACAGAGCCUGGCCGUGCUGCUGGUGCCUGUGCUGCCCUGCUGUCCCCUGGCUGGGACAGGCCAAGAGCAGCUCCAGAGCAGAGCCCUGCGUGGAUGGAGGCUCAGGCUUUGCAGCAGCUGCAGAGCUUUGCUUUCAGGAGGGCGAUGGGGACGCAGCUCAGGGCAGGGCAGAGUGCUGGGCCGGAGCUUCACAGUCCCUGCCCAUCUCACUCCUCCACCCGCCUUUGUAACGUUGCUGUGCUGAGCUGUCUGCAGCCAGGAUGUCCGUUCUGGUGAGAGCUUCUGUUUGUUGUCAAAUCUGCUGGUUGGAUUGAUUGUCCACACAGCCGAGAUCGUUUUUAAAAGCUUAUUUUGUUUAUAAUUGUGCACACUUGGUGCCGGGUCCGGCUGGUGUUGCAUACACUGGGAAAGCAGAGUUCCUACCACAGUAUUUUCUAUGCUCUUAAUCUACUAAACUUUUUUCUAUACAGAAUCUAUUUACAGAAUGACCAAUUUAGUGACUAAAGGGUGACCUUAUUUGAAUGUACGGCGGGCUGUGUAGGGCAGGAACAAUAGGGGAGAAAUAAAAGGAUUUUAUGUGCCUCAAUAUUUUUGUACUGGCUUCCAAUAAAGCAAUGAACAAGCA
This is a messenger RNA of Coturnix japonica (Japanese quail), 2311 nucleotides long. It is a transcript of the gene SLC35D1, whose product is annotated as solute carrier family 35 member D1. NCBI's taxonomy places the organism in Eukaryota, Metazoa, Chordata, Aves, Galliformes, Phasianidae. The record is from RefSeq and is a predicted model, not a curated record.